Molecule: messenger RNA, 5745 nt
Organism: Xenopus laevis (African clawed frog)
Lineage: Eukaryota; Metazoa; Chordata; Amphibia; Anura; Pipidae
Gene: ptpru.L
Product: receptor-type tyrosine-protein phosphatase U-like
Exons: 32
Coding region: 98-4438 (1446 amino acids)
Source: RefSeq, a predicted model, not a curated record
GGCGGGGGGACAGUAGCAGGCUGGAAUAGUUAGGGGGUGACGAACAGGUAGAAGCCGAGGGGGGAGAGCUGAGACAGUUUUGGGGGAAAGGGGCAGGAUGCACCCCCAGCUGGCGCUGUUGCUCCUGGCUGCCCCCCUGUGUUUCCCCCUGGAGACUGAGACUCCCACAGCUGGCUGCACCUUUGAAGCUCAUGGUGACAUCGGUCCCUGUGAGGUGACACAAGGCACGCUUGAUGAUUUUGACUGGGAACUGGUUCACUUUCCCAACAGAGACAAUGAUUUGGCCCCAGGUUCUUAUCUUAUGGUGAACUCUUCCCAACAUCCCCCGGGAAAGCGAGCACAACUGCUUUUUCAGCCAUUGAGUGAGAAUGACACCCAUUGCCUACAGUUCAGUUACUUACUACACAGCAGAGAUGCCCGUGGUCCUGGCACUUUGCGUGCCUAUGUUCGGGUGAAUGGGGGACCCCUGGGUACUGCAGUUUGGGAGGUGUCUGGACCUCGCGGGAGACAGUGGCACCAGGCAGAGCUCGCAGUCAGUACUUUCUGGCCUAGCGAGUACCAGGUUCUGUUUGAAGCUGAGGUGUCUGGUACUCCCCAAGGAUACAUUGGAUUGGAUGACAUUCUCUUAUUUAGCUACCCCUGUACUCGUGCCCCUCACUUCUCCCGAUUGGGGGAGGCGGAAGUUAACGCUGGACAGAAUGCCACAUUCCAGUGUCCUGCAUCAGGCAGGGCUAAUGAUGGGGAAAGUUUCCUGCUUCAGAGGCAGAAUGGUGGAAUUACUUCAGCUGGGGUUAUACAGCAUGUCAACCACCACAGAUUCCUUGUAACCUUCCAACUUCAGGAUGCCGGACCCAACGAACAGGAUUUGUACCGUUGUGUGAGCUGCUCCAUCCAUGGAGCAGGGGUUUCUAAUUUUGCAGAACUUGUGGUGAAAGAACCCCCAACCCCUAUUGCUCCUCCACAACUCCUCCGUGCUGGUCCCACCUAUCUUAUUGUUCAGUUGAAUACUCGUUCCAUCAUAGGAGAUGGACCCAUAGUGCGCAGGGAGAUUGAAUAUAGUGUGAGUGGAAGUUCUUGGAAGGAAAGGCAUGCUGUCACUGCCCACACCUAUAAACUGUGGCACCUGGAUCCUGAUUCACAAUAUCACAUAUAUGUGUUGCUUACUCGUCCUGGAGAGGGUGGCACUGGAAGGCCUGGUCCGGCAUUAAUCAGCAGAACUAAAUGUGCAGAACCUAUGCGUGCCCCAAAAGGCCUAUCCUGCUCAGCAGAACAGCCCCGCCAGUUAACCCUGCAAUGGGAUGCAGUUGGCUUUAACAUAACCCGCUGCCACACAUUCUCUGUGAUGCUGUGUUACCGCACAGAAUUAAGCAGCAUGCAAGACUGUGUAACAGCAGAAGGAGGAUCAAGCCAGUACACCCUGCAUGGACUGCCACCAUACCGUGCAGUUAAUUGCCACCUUGUCAUCACUAAUCCAGAAGGCAAAAAGGAAAGCAAAGAAGUGACCUGCCAUACACAGGAGGAUGUCCCAGGGAGCAUUGCCUCAGAAUCUCUCAUCCUUGUUCCACAAGAAGAAGCAGUAUUAAUGAUGUGGGAUAAACCUUUAGAACCUAAUGGAGUCCUCACACAGUAUGAAAUUGGAUAUCAGAUAAUUGAGUCAUCUGAUCCAAGUGUGAUUGUGCCAGGAAUACGUGGUACAAUUUGCAAACUGCCUAAUGAGACCUCACACCUUCUAACAAAUCUCCUUCCUGGAUCCACCUACUUGCUGAGUGUGCGUGCACGAAACAACAAGGGUUAUGGACCAAGUGUUCUUACUGAACUCACUACAAACAUCUCAGCUCCAACUUUUGAUUACAGUGACCUACCUCCUCCCCUUGAUGAGACGGAUAAAACUAUCACUGUGCUGCUGAGGCCAGCACAAGGAAGAGGAUCACCUGUAAGCUUUUACCAGGUGCUUGUAGAGGGAGAGACAUCCCCUCGUUCUCGCCGUGAGUUGGGUGUUCCUGGCUGUUUUCCUGGUGCAACAAGCUACGAAGAGGCAGAGAUGGAGGGAUCCUCAAGCUAUGUGGGGGCAGAAAUUCCACCAAGUGAUUUGCCUCGGGAUACUCCCUUCAUUGUGGGUGACAACCGUAGCUAUGGGGGCUACUGGAAUCCACCCCUGGAUCCUCGAAGAGGCUACCUCAUAUACCUCCAGGCUGCCAGUCACCAUCGAGGGGAAACACGGCUAAACUGUGUUAGAAUAGCCAGAAAAGCCCCGUGUAAAGACAGUCAGCGGUCUUCCAUGGCACCUCAGCGUUCUGACGAAAUGGGAUUAGUUCUAGGAAUUUGUGCUGGUGGCCUUGUUGUAUUCAUCAUUCUCUUGGGGGCUGUUAUCUUGAUUGUCCGAAAGGGAAGAACACAGUUCUCUUAUGCAUACUACCCGAAACCAAUUGGUCUGACUAAAUCUGCACUGCCCUCAAGGCAUGAGAAUUCUAACUCUGCAACACCCAGAGAGCAUACUAAGAUGACAGAUCAGCCAACACUGCUGCAGGAGGAGGCAGCACUUGCAUUCUUGCAUAGUUACAACACCAGAGCGGGAGAACCCCGAGUUGGGUCUGUAACAGAAUCCAGCAGCCUACUUGGAGGAUCCCCUAGACGAGGUGGAGGUAGGAAGGGCUCUCCUUACCACACAGGUCAGUUGCACCCAGCAGUGCGUGUGGCUGACUUGCUCCAGCAUAUAAACCAAAUGAAGGUGGCAGAGGGAUAUGGAUUCAAGCAGGAAUAUGAGAUUUCUUUUCCUGCAAUUCAGAGUUUCUUUGACUGGGAUGCUUCUAAGAAAAAAGACAAAGGAAAAGGGCGGCAGGAUAUUCCACCAAAUUAUGAGAGACACCGGGUGCGGCUCCAUCCUCUACAGGCUGAAUGCAGCUCAGAAGAGAUUAAUGCCAACUAUAUUGAUAUUCGGAUAAACCGAGAAGGUUACCAUAGGUCAAACCACUUUAUUGCUACACAAGGUCCAAAACAAGACAUGAUUUAUGAUUUCUGGAGAAUGGUAUGGCAGGAACAUGUAUCUAGCAUAGUGAUGAUCACCAAGCUGGUCGAGGUUGGCAGGGUAAAAUGUAGUAAGUAUUGGCCAGAUACUUCUGAUACCUAUGGAGACAUUCGAGUCACGUUGCUGAACACUGAGACACUAGCGGAGUAUUCUGUGAGGACACUAACCUUAGAAAGGCGAGGUUACACAGUCAGGCACGAGGUGAAGCAAUUCCACUUCCUUUCAUGGCCAGAUCAUGGAGUUCCAUACCAUUCUACUGGGCUUCUUGCCUUUAUCCGCAGAGUCAAGUCCUCUACUCCUCCUGAUGCAGGCCCUGUUGUGGUGCAUUGCAGUGCUGGCGCUGGUAGAACUGGAUGUUACAUUGUAUUAGAUGUGAUGCUGGACAUGGCUGAGUGUGAAGGGGUUGUGGAUAUUUACAACUGUGUAAAAACUCUUUGCUCCAGGAGAAUUAACAUGGUGCAGACACAGGAACAAUAUGUCUUCAUUCAUGAUGCUAUCCUAGAGGCCUGUUUGUGUGGAGAUACAGCUAUCCUUGCAUGUGACUUCAUGCAAACAUAUAAGGAAAUGCUACAGAUAGACACGCAAAGUAAUUCUACACAUCUACGGGAUGAAUUCCAGACCCUUAACUCAGUGACUGCGCAGCUUGGUGUAGAAGAGUGCAGCAUAGCUCUUUUGCCACACAAUCGAGACAAGAACCGCAGUAUGGAUGUGCUACCCCCAGACCGUGCCCUUCCUUUACUGCUAUCUGCUCAUGGAGAAGAUACCAGCAAUUAUAUUAAUGCCGUCCUGACAGAUAGCUAUACACGGAGUUCAAAUGUGAUCAUAACUGUGCACCCCCUGCAGAACACAAUCACCGACUUCUGGAGACUGGUGUAUGAUUACGGUUGCAGCACUGUUGUCAUGUUAAAUCAGCUUAACCAAUCCAAUUCUGCUUGGCCCUGUCUUCAAUAUUGGCCGGACAGUGGGAUAUCCCGAUAUGGGCCCAUGGAAGUGCAGUUUGUAUCAGGGUCAGUGGAAGAGGAUGUAGUGACUCGUGUAUUCCGUGUACAAAAUAUCACAAGGGAUGAGCACCUUAUGGUGAAACAUUUCCAGUACCUUCGUUGGUCUCCAUACAGAGAUACACCAGACAGCAAGAGAUCUUUCCUAAAACUCCUAUCUUUAGUAGAGCAGUGGCAGGAACAAAAUAGAGAGCACAGGACACUAGUACAUUGCUUGAAUGGUGGUGGACGGAGUGGAACUUUCUGCGCCUGUGCAAUGAUACAUGACAUGAUCCGAUGUCAUAGUGUCAUGGAUGUGUUCUAUGCUGUGAAAACUCUGAGAAAUAUCAAACCAAAUAUGGUGGAGACCCUGGACCAAUACCGGUUUUGCUAUGAAAUUGCUCUGGAAUACCAGGAUUUCCAUGAAAACAGAUAGCACUAAUCAAUGACACAUUAGAGAGAUCAUCCUUUUAUUUUGCUCUAUGGCUAAACGGAAUGUGCCAUAUUGUGAUAUCGUCUUGUUGUCAUGCCAAAAACAAAAGGGACUUAGGUCUUGAUUCCUUUCUUGAUGCAAAUAAAAAGGGCUUUUUGAGUAUCCAUUAUAGAAGAACCCUUGGGUCCCAACCAAAAAGGGCAUGCAACGAAGUUUAAACAGUCCAAGAGUUAAAGGGGAUGUUCACUUUGUCAGGAUGGGAACAGAAAAUCCGGCUGCUGCUGCCUUCCAAGCGGACUUUAAUAUAACAAAAGAUUUGACUGUAAAUGUACUUUAUACAAAAGUGAUACAAGUCCCUACUCUGCGCCUCUCUCAUUUAUAAAUAUAUAUAUUAUAUAACCAUAUAAUAUAAUGGUCAUCAGGACAGUGAGGAUUGGUGACCCUCUUGUUGAAACAGUGCCGCAAGAAUGAAUAGAGACCAGUGUGCCCAUCUGACAGAUGAAGAGCUCUGAAACAGCAAUUUUUUAACUUGACAAAUUGAUAAAAUGGUUUCAAUGGAAAGUUCAGUUCAUUUCAACUCGCUUUACACAAGGUGAACUUUCCCUUUAAAAUUCAUACUAAUCUAUUUGUAUAUAUUUAUAUCUGUAAAUAAAAAGAAUCAAUGAGAAACACCUAACAAGCAAAUCAUAUUACUUAAGGGUGAGCCACAUUCAAAUAAGCAGAACUGCAGAUCCAACAGCUGUAGAUUCAUUUAAAUUUUUAGGGCUGGAUAGAUUAAGCUGGGGGGGGGGUGCUAACAGCCUCCUUGCCAAAGGUUAUCUAGGUAGGUAGAAAUUCCAGGUGAUUGUUGAUAGUGAGCUGAAUAAUCGGUUGUUGCCAAAGGUUCCACCACUCCUUGUCAAGUUAUGUGAAUAUUCCGAGAGGUGGAUAGUUCACCUUUAGUGCCAUUAGACACAGUGCAUGCAUCACUUGUGUCAACUUAUCUUUAUACAUGGAACAGUGUGCUCACCACAAAUUAAUGGGGCUUUAGUUCAGCGGGAUAUACAGGGCCUUUUACAUCAUAGAACUUCUAUCCUAACUAUGUGUUAUAUCUAAGAGUGCAACAUGCAGUGCUCUUUGUAGAGAAGGGAAAUAGUCUACUUGUAUGUUAAACUGAUGUCCCCUGUUAACUGUAAUCCCAUACAUCCAGUAUAUAUUGAGAUUGCUUUUCUUUUGUCUGUACAUAGAGUAAAUGAUGUUUCAACCCCAUAAGUGAUGGCGGGGUUUUUAAUGAUUUUAUUGUAAUUCAAUAAACCUGCUUGUUUUUCUUA